Rhinolophus ferrumequinum (greater horseshoe bat) is the source of this 1482-nucleotide messenger RNA. It is a transcript of the gene NTF4, whose product is annotated as neurotrophin 4. The coding region runs from base 430 to 1062 and encodes 210 amino acids. Gene Ontology annotation, biological process: positive regulation of peptidyl-serine phosphorylation; neuron projection morphogenesis; negative regulation of neuron apoptotic process. Gene Ontology annotation, molecular function: nerve growth factor receptor binding; growth factor activity. The transcript is spliced from 3 exons. The record is from RefSeq and is a predicted model, not a curated record. Gene Ontology annotation, cellular component: extracellular region. Lineage: Eukaryota; Metazoa; Chordata; Mammalia; Chiroptera; Rhinolophidae.
UCCUGGGUUUGAGAGAGGAGGGGGCUGGCGCCUGGCCUCCUGGGACUGAGACGGGCGGAGGGCUGAACGAGCCAGGCCAGGCUUCCGAGGUCCCGGCCCGCGUGUGGAAGGCGGGAUCCCCCGGCCCCUCCUCCGCCGUCGGGCGCCGCCACGCCCCCGCGCCCGACCCGGGCCCUCCUGAGCGUGUGCAGCGAGGAACCGGCGGGCGAGCGGGCGUCCGUGCAGCCAGCGAGCAGGAGGAGGAGCCGCCGCCGCCCCAGGGGCAGUCGGAGGAGCAGAGGAGGACGCCCCAGGUGGUUGCCCCCUCCGUCUCCUGAGAUGUCAGGAAGGAGGGGGCCACCUGUGUCCCCCACAGGGCCCCCCUGGAGCCAGGGGGCCCCCACCCUGGGAGCUCGGAGACGGAGGAGGUGCUGACAGGUGCUCAGCGAAAUGCUCCGGCACCCCUCAUGCUCCCUCCCCAUCCUCCUCCUUUGCCUUCUCCCCAGUGUCCCAGUGGAACCCCACCCCCCACCCUCACCACUGCCCCCAUUUCCAGCCCCUGAGUGGGACCUCCUGUCUCCUCGAGUUGUCCUGUCCAGGGGUACCCCUGCGGGCCCUCCUCUACUCUUUCUGCUGGAGGCCGGGGCCUUUGGGGAGCCAGCAGGCAGCCCAGCUAACCGAAGUAGGCGAGGGGUGAGUGAGACAGCACCAGCAAGUCGCCGGGGAGAGCUGGCGGUGUGCGAUGCAGUCAGCAGCUGGGUGACAGACCGCCGGACAGCUGUGGACCUGCGUGGGCGUGAGGUGGAGGUGCUAGGCGAGGUGCCUGCAGCUGGCGGCAGUCCCCUUCGCCAGUACUUCUUUGAGACUCGGUGCAAGACUGACAGCACUGGGGAAGGUGGCCCCGAUGGAGGUGGAGGCGGCUGCCGGGGUGUGGACCGGAGGCACUGGGUGUCUGAGUGUAAGGCCAAGCAAUCCUAUGUGCGGGCAUUGACCACUGAUGCCCAGGGCCGUGUGGGCUGGCGAUGGAUUAGAAUUGACACUGCCUGCGUCUGCACACUCCUCAGCCGGACUGGCCGGGCCUGAUGCCCAUGCCCGGGAAUUGGGCAACCAGAGGAAGAAGAGAGCUGGAUGCUGAGGGACAUCAGGGGUGGCCUGGCUGCUCUGGGUAUCAGUUUGGUAACUUGUCAAAUGGUCACAAAAUCACAGCUCUCUGAUCUUGACAGCUCAAUCUGUGCAAGACAGGUGGUGAAACCAAAUGGGGUUUUGAAGGAUGAAUAGGAGUUUUCGGAUAAACUCGAGGGUGAUGAUGAUGACAGCCAAUGUUUUGAAUGCCUCCUGUUUAUCAGCUCUCAUACACAGCUUGUCAGAUCAACUGGGGUGGAUUUGGCCAUUGGAGGCCCUUGGCUUCUGAGUUACUGACCAUAUGAUCUCAGAGGACAUCACUUUGCCCAUCCUGGAGAGAACAACGAGGGGAUAUGUCAAGAAGUGGGUGGAGGAGCUUAA